This is a messenger RNA of Stylophora pistillata, 705 nucleotides long. RefSeq lists its product as uncharacterized. The record is from RefSeq and is a predicted model, not a curated record. NCBI's taxonomy places the organism in Eukaryota, Metazoa, Cnidaria, Anthozoa, Scleractinia, Pocilloporidae.
AUGAUUGCAGACAAAAAUACUUCUCCGCCCCCUGGUUUUGACCAGAAUUCAGCAGUAACGUCGUGCCAGACUCUCCAUAACCAAUCUCCUACUACGUCCUCGGGUGUUUAUUGGAUUGAUCCUGAUGGCGGAUCCCAGGCCAAUGCUUUCAAGGCUUACUGUGACAUGGAGACUGAUGGAGGGGGCUGGACACUAGUAUGGAGCUAUUCCUUUACUAACUACAAUAAUUUCAAUGAUGAUUCAAAUGCGAGCACUCCAAGACCGAAUUGGCUGGUUAAGGCCAAAGCGGAUGUUUCUGUCUCUACAAAUCCUCCAUUAAAUGAAACAGACUUCAACACCAUGAACGUCUCACUCUGGAAACAACUCGGCAGACAGGUCCUCAUCAAGAGCAACAUAAACAACUGGCUGGUGUGUCAUCCGGGACUUGGCAGCUUGGUUGAUUGGCAGGAAGGUAAUAUCAACUGUACGAUCAUCAAAAACGUGGCUGACCCUAGUGAAUCAUCUCCGGCGCCUUCAAAGUUUUCAGGAAAAACCAACCAUGGGCCGAUACUCUAUCUGAGUGGGUACUGGAGGAGCACCUAUUAUCAUUUUGAUGGUUACACGGGCAGAAAUUGGCCCAUCCAUGAUCCUUUUGGAAGAAAUAGGGCCAACCAAAAGAAAGAUGUUGUUGAUCCACAUGGUAACAUUUUCAUUCGAGCCAUGUAG